CUAAACUCAAAUACCAAAUCUUUCAAUCACCUUCUUCUUCCUUCACUAAGUUGUCUCUCUCUCUCUCUCUCUCUCUCUCUGAAUCAUAUCUCUCACUCAUCCACCACCCAAGAAACAAUGAACACCAACGACCCGGAUCCGCUUCCUUUAGGCAGACGCGGAGACGACUUCUCCGGUUCCAAAACGUACGCCAUGAGCGGCAAAAUCAUGCUUAGCGCAAUUGUCAUCCUCUUCUUCGUCGUCAUUUUAAUGGUCUUCCUUCAUCUCUACGCCCGUUGGUAUCUCCUCCGUGCUCGUCGACGUCAUCUCCGUCGUCGUAGCCGUAACCGCCGCGCUACUACUAUGGUUUUCUUCACCGCUGAUCCUUCCGCCGCCGCUGCUGCGUCUUCCGUCGUCGCUUCACGCGGACUCGAUCCUAACGUCAUUAAAUCUCUCCCCGUUUUUACGUUUUCCGACGAGACUCAUAGUAAAGACCCAAUCGAAUGCGCCGUUUGUUUGUCGGACUUCGAAGAGAGCGAAACGGGUCGGGUUUUGCCCAAUUGCAAACACACGUUUCAUGUUGAUUGUAUCGAUAUGUGGUUUCAUUCUCAUUCCACUUGUCCUCUUUGUCGCUCUCUCGUUGAGCCUCUCUCCGAGAAUGAAUUGACGGCGGCGGCGGAGGAGCAAGUUGUGAUUGCGAUUGAUUCUGUCCCGGUUUUGGUAACCGAACCGGGUUCUAGCUCCGGGUUGAGGUGCGAGCCAAGUGGAUCUAGUUCUUCUCCGACGCCGGUGGAUAAUUCCGGGAGCAAACCGGCGGCGAUUACGGUUCCGAGGAGGAACUUCAGCGAGUUAGAAGACGAGUUGACUCGGAGAGAAUCGCCGGCGAGUCAAUCGUUUAGAUCGCCGAUGAGUCGGAUGUUAUCUUUCACUAGGAUGCUGAGUAGAGAUAGAAGAAGCGCUUCGUCUCCUAUUUCAGGAGCUCCGCCGGUAUCUCCGUCGUUGAGCUGCCGGAUACCGGUGACAGAGUCGGAUAUCGAGCGGGGUGUAGAGGAGACUCGCUGACUUGCUACGUGGUGGUGUGUGAUUGGUUCCUGAUUUUCACCGUGAGUAGAAAGUUAAAAAAGUUAUUAUUACCAACAAACAAGUAAUGUGAAAAGUCAAACAGGCUUUUGUCUAGGUGUUGAAAGUUUCAGCGCAAGUGGAGACACGUGGCGUAAUCUUAGCUUCCAGCGAAUCAAUAUCCACCGUCUAUUAUAAUUAGAUUAGAUAGAUUUGUUUUGACGAUGUACAAAAGUCCUCAGCCGUCUCAACGUAUUAAUCAAUUUACAUUUAUUAUUAUUUUUCCCAUCUCUUUACACUCUUUUGUAAUACUGCCACCAAUUCAAUUCAGUGGUCAUAAUGUUAUAAACUCAUAAUUAUAAUUGAAACUCAUACUUAAUACAA
Camelina sativa (false flax) is the source of this 1422-nucleotide messenger RNA. RefSeq names its product RING-H2 finger protein ATL2. Gene Ontology annotation, molecular function: transferase activity. The record is from RefSeq and is a predicted model, not a curated record. NCBI's taxonomy places the organism in Eukaryota, Viridiplantae, Streptophyta, Magnoliopsida, Brassicales, Brassicaceae. Gene Ontology annotation, biological process: protein ubiquitination.